AUAACUACAUAUGCACACAAGGACGAAAAUAAUCGAUGGUUAGUAAAAUUCUAUAAUGAUGAUGAAAAAAUAAGUAUCAAUGACACCGUAAGAUAUAUAAAACACGGAGAUAUGAUAAGACUGGAACAUGUACCAACAAGGCGUAAUUUACAUUCACACCGUGAACCAGCUCCGAUAACAAAAAAACAUUAUCAAGUCACAGGUUAUGGAGAGAAUGGUACUGGUGAUUACAAUGAUGUUUGGAAAGUAUUUGUCGAUGGUGGUUCAGAUGGUAAUGUUGUCUCUGCAGUAACAAGUAAAAUCAAAUUAGUUCAUGUUCUUCAACAUUGUGUACUCACCACAAGCAACAAGCAGUUGCCAAAAUG
Molecule: messenger RNA, 365 nt
Organism: Diuraphis noxia (Russian wheat aphid)
Lineage: Eukaryota; Metazoa; Arthropoda; Insecta; Hemiptera; Aphididae
Gene: tw
Product: Protein O-mannosyl-transferase 2
Biological process (GO): protein O-linked glycosylation via mannose
Cellular component (GO): endoplasmic reticulum; membrane
Molecular function (GO): dolichyl-phosphate-mannose-protein mannosyltransferase activity
Source: RefSeq, a predicted model, not a curated record